ACUACUUUGGAGAGAGAAUGACCCCAAGUUGAUUAAACAGUUCAAGGCUCAAUUAACCUAUUUGAUGUUAAUGGAGUUUUCUCCAAGGUAAAAUUCUAUAGUAUAAAUUACAUUUGAAAAGUGAUGCAGCCACAGUCGAUCAAUCUGUAGUUUCCCCAACAUGUAUCUUCAGGUGUGUUUUGCUAUUGCUUUACUAAGCAGAGCAACAUCAGCCUAUCCAGCCGUUUAUAAUCAACCACAGUACCUUCAUCAUGCAGCUCCUCAACAACAGUAUGCACCAAUACAAUAUCAAGCUGCACCCACGCAAUAUCAUAGUGCCCCAUCACAUGUUCAGGUUGCUCCCGUUCAGCAUCAAAGUCUGCAACAACCCCACUAUCAAAAUAUCCCAGUAACUUAUGCAAAGGUAGAGCCUUCCAUCCAUCAAUUAGCAGCCACUAGCUCUCACGGAGCCUCCGGUCAACAGUCAUCUGGCAGCAAUUCUCAUGCUGCAAGUGAAUAUGCCGAUUCGGCUACACACUCCGGAAGAGGCUAUCAGAGUCACGGGCAGCACAACACUGGAGCACAUCAAACACACGGAAUCCAAGGAGCCAAAUCCAACCAACAAGAUGCUUAUAGUAAUGUCGGAUCUUAUUCAAGUGACACAGGCAGCGGAUUUGAAAAAUCCUAUUCUUAUGACAGAGCUAUGGGUUAUCACGAUAUCGAUGCACAUAACGCUGGCCAAACCAACGAAUAUGCUUCCCAAGCCAAGCAGGGACACCAUAAUGUAGGGUCUCACAGCACUAAUCUUCGGGAGCAGCAAGGUGCUCACAAUAAAGAAGGGAGCAGCUCAGAAUCUUACACUAAAUCUUUAUUUGAAAAAUAUGGCUACACAAACAAUGGCAGUAAGCAGCAAGGAUACAGCUAUUCACCAGUUUAUGGAUAUGGAUAUCACUGACAACACAACUUGAAUUGCAGCUAUGACAGAUGAAGACUUACCUCAAGAAAAUAUCUGGAAACUUAUUUAUUUAUGCUUGUUGUCUCAUUCC
Argiope bruennichi is the source of this 1025-nucleotide messenger RNA. RefSeq lists its product as uncharacterized. The transcript is spliced from 3 exons. NCBI's taxonomy places the organism in Eukaryota, Metazoa, Arthropoda, Arachnida, Araneae, Araneidae. The record is from RefSeq and is a predicted model, not a curated record. The coding region runs from base 161 to 934 and encodes 257 amino acids.